UUAUCGAUGACAUGAGGCUGUGAACGCUCUUCCUCCCUCUUCCACGGGAGGCCAAGAUGACCACCGCUGUCAGCAGCUGCCGCCAGCUCCUCUCCUCCCCAUCUCUCCCCACCUUCUUGCGCCGCCCACCGUCUCCUCCACUCCCUCGGCGCUUCUUCAGCUGCAGCGGCAGGAAGAAGCGGCAACAGUGGCAGCCGCGCCGCAGCUCCGCCGGCUUCCGGGCGCGGUGCGGACUCCUACCGGUGGACCCCUGGGCGCCCACCGUCGACUCCCAGAGCGUCGCCUCCCAGCUCUUCGCCGCCUCCCUCUUCCCCUACCUGGGCUUUCUGUACUACAUCACCAGGUCGAACACCGCGCCCAAGCUCACCCUCUUUGGCUUCUACUUCCUGCUCGCCUUCGUUGGCGCCACAAUUCCUGCUGGUAUAUAUGCAAAGGUGCAUUAUGGAACCUCAUUGUCAAAUGUUGAUUGGCUGCAUGGUGGAGCAGAAUCCUUGCUUACUCUCACAAACUUGUUUGUCGUUUUGGGUUUGAGGGAAGCAUUGAGGAAAAUAAAGGAAGCAAAAAAGAGCACACCUCCAGUAGUUUCAGAAGUUAAAGAAAAAAGUUCCGUAUAGACAGCUCUGUCGAAGCCUUCUACUGCUCCUCUUUUAUGGUCAAUUGGAAAGGGCAGUGCUGCUGCUUACCUCUCCUCCGGCGCCGCUACUUCCUGUUCCGGAGUCGGAGACUGCUCGACCACCUCCUGCCCUCACAAGAACCUCACCUACACUACCGUGGUGGCCGCCGUCCUCGCAACUGCUCCCCGGCCAACGACCUCUCCUCCUCGCCCAUCGCUGCAGCCUCCUCUGCAGUGCAUCGCUACAUCGCUGCAUCGCUGCAGCCUUCUCUGUAGUGCAUCGCUGCAGCCUCCUCUGCAGCUUCCUCGCCCAUCACUGCAGCCUCCUCUGCAGUGCAUCGCUGCAGCCUCCUCUGUAGUUCAUCGCUGCAGCCUCCUCUAUAGUUCAUCGCUGCAACAUCCUCUGCAGCGCAUUGAUAUGCUUUUCUCCUCCUCCCUCCCUCCUAUAUCUUUACAUCUUCUGUAAAGAUCACUUAAAUCGCCACAAAAUAUCUGGGAUGUCUUCAUUUUCCUC
This is a messenger RNA of Musa acuminata AAA Group (dessert banana), 1127 nucleotides long. RefSeq lists its product as uncharacterized. The record is from RefSeq and is a predicted model, not a curated record. NCBI's taxonomy places the organism in Eukaryota, Viridiplantae, Streptophyta, Magnoliopsida, Zingiberales, Musaceae. The coding region runs from base 57 to 614 and encodes 185 amino acids. The transcript is spliced from 4 exons.